Rangifer tarandus platyrhynchus (Svalbard reindeer) is the source of this 1035-nucleotide messenger RNA. NCBI's taxonomy places the organism in Eukaryota, Metazoa, Chordata, Mammalia, Artiodactyla, Cervidae. The record is from the annotation of a GenBank genome assembly.
AUGGCGUCUCCAAGCGCUGGGCCGGCGGAGCUGGGCUUCGUGGAGGCGGCGCCAUCGUGGCGGCUGCGCAGCGAGCAGUUCCCCAGCAAAGUGGGCGGCCGGCCGGCGUGGCUGAGUGCGGCUGGGCUGCCCGGGCCUCCGGAGCUGGCCUGCCCGCUGUGUGGCCGCCCGAUGGCCUUCCUGCUGCAGGUGUACGCGCCGCUGCCAGGCCGCGCCGACGCCUUCCACCGUUGUCUCUUCCUCUUCUGCUGCCGGACGCCACCGUGCUGCUGCGGCCUGCGCGUUUUCAGAAAUCAGCUGCCCAGAAGAAAUGACUUCUACUCCUAUGAGCCACCUUCUGAGGAUCCUCCGUCAGAGACAGGAGAGUCUGUGUAUCUCCAGCUCAAGUCUGGUGCACAUCUCUGCAGAGUUUGUGGCUGUUCAGGCCCCAAAAGAUGCUCCAGAUGUCACAAGGCACAUUACUGCAGUAAGGAGCAUCAGAGUCUGGAUUGGCGAUUAGGACAUAAGCAGGCUUGUGCGCAGACAGAUAAUUUGGGCAAUACAGUUCCAGAUCACAACUUCCUUUUUCCAGAAUUUGAAAUUGUAAUAGAAACAGAAGAUGAGAUUAUGCCUGAAGUUGUGGAACGAGAUAAUGAAUCAGAGAUUAUAGGAGGCAUGGGUGAAGCACAUGAGGAAGACUUGGAAUCCAUGGCAAAACAUGAAUCUAAGGAAGAUAAAAUUUUCCAGAAGUUUAAGACUAAAAUAUCCCUUGAACCAGAACAGAUUCUCAGAUACGGCAGAGGGAUUGCCCCGCUCUGGAUCUCUGGUAAAAAUAUCCCUCAAGAAAAGGAUAUUCCAGAUUGCCCCUGUGGUGCUAAGAGAUUAUUUGAAUUCCAGGUCAUGCCUCAGCUGCUCAACUACCUGAAGGCGGACAGACUGGGCAGGAGCAUCGACUGGGGCGUCCUGGCCGUCUUCACCUGUGCUGAAAGCUGCGAACUGGGCAUUGGCUAUGCAGAGGAGUUUGUUUGGAAGCAGGAUAUAACAGAUGCAGCCUAA